Plenodomus lingam JN3 is the source of this 1383-nucleotide messenger RNA. RefSeq lists its product as uncharacterized. NCBI's taxonomy places the organism in Eukaryota, Fungi, Ascomycota, Dothideomycetes, Pleosporales, Leptosphaeriaceae. Gene Ontology annotation, cellular component: cytosol. The record is from RefSeq and is a predicted model, not a curated record. Gene Ontology annotation, molecular function: D-arabinose 1-dehydrogenase [NAD(P)+] activity. Gene Ontology annotation, biological process: dehydro-D-arabinono-1,4-lactone biosynthetic process.
AUGGCUACUACGCCGGUUGAACAUGCGACGACCACACAAACCUUUCCUACCCGACAAAAACCCAUUCCGUACUCCUUCACCGACGGGCGGCGCACCCAACUAUCUUCGAUACUCCCACCUCUCAUCUUCGGUACGGCGACGUUCAACGGCCAGUACAACACCGACCCGUUUGCGCUCGAUACAACAGGCCUAGUCACAUCGGCUCUCACACAUGGCAUCCGCGCCUUCGACACAUCACCCUACUACGGUCCUUCAGAGACACUACUUGGCAAUGCGCUUGCGACGCCCUUCGUCCGCGAGACCUUCCCGAGGAAUUCAUACAUGAUAUUAACCAAGGUCGGACGUAUAGCGGCCGACGAGUUUGACUACAGCAAGGAGUGGGUGCGACACAGCAUCGCGAACAGUCUGCAGAGGCUGCACGCCGAGUAUCUGGAUCUGGUGUACUGUCACGACGUCGAAUUCGUCAGCCCCGCCGAGGUCUUGGAAGCCGUCAAGGAACUCCGCAGGAUUCGGGACGAAGACGGUACAAUCCGCUAUAUCGGCCUCUCAGGCUAUCCCGUCGAUGUCCUCGCUGACAUGGCUGAGAUGAUUCUCCGCGAGACUGGCGAACCCGUGGACGCGGUCCAAUCGUACGCCAAUUUUACGUUACAGAACCAGGCCCUUGCAGGCCCUGGCGGCAUCCAGCGCUUGCGAAAGGCAGGCGUCGACGUUGUCCCCAAUGCUUCCAUCUUGGGCAUGGGUCUUUUGCGACGAGACGGCGUUCCCAUUGGUGCACUCGGUGACUGGCACCCCGCCUCUUCCACUGCGCGAGCUGCCGUACGCAAAGCCAGCUAUUUCUGCGACGCGCACAGCGAACGCCUCGAAGUCAUUGCGAUUCGCUUCGCGCUCGAGACAUGGAUAACAGUUGGUGCUCUAUGCGGCUCCCGAGGCGACCCCGCAUCCGGCGUGCCAUGGAAACACGAGUCCAACGACGACGUGGGCGGGACCAAACUCGGUGUCAGCGUCAUCGGCGUCUCAUGCGCUUCCGAGCUCGAAAAGACGAUGCUGGUCUGGCGCUCGAUUCUCGACGGGCUGGAGGGAGGCGAGCAGACGGCAGUGCAGGCUGGGCGGUGGUACAGGGCGUGGGAGUGGUCUCGGAACCGGAGGAAGGCUGUGCAGAUUCUCGCCGAGGGGGUGCAGGAGGUGCUGGGUGAUAGCUUUGGCUAUACAUGGCCUAGUCCCGACCCUGGGUGGGUGAACAAAAGGUCGAAAAAGGGGCUGGGGACGGACAAGGAGGGGAAGGAGGCUAGGGCGCCAUUGUUGACUCCAGUGGCAAGUCCGGCUACGGCGCCUACGGUGGAUGUGCCGGAUGUUGGGGACGAGCGUAGUUUACCUAUGCGAUAG